GUUCGUUCUUAUUUUCAUCGUUGUUACGUUGUUGGUUGAGGUUUUAUUGUUUUGUUUUGUUUGUUGCCUGUGCUAGAUGAUAUCGGAUACUGGUCCUGUUUUAAUAUUAUUUAUUAAUUGUGACGUGUGCUAAUUUUUCAUUUUACAGUACAUUGAAAAACAAAUGUUUAAUUUGUUAAUUUGAUAUCCUGGUUUCGGUUGGAUCUAUACCUAGGUUUAGGUUUAACACCUAGAGGCUAUAGUAAGCACUUCAUCUUCAUAGCUGGCUAUCCAGUUAGUAGAAGUAGGAUCUAUCCAAUAUGGGAAGUGAACCUAAAAGAAUGAGGGCUAUCAUAAAAGAUCCUCAACACUUUAAACGGGUUGUGGAAACAGUGCAAUUAUUCAAUGACAGACAGGACUUAAUGGACAUUUGUUUUGUUUGUGCCCGAGGACAAAGGGUUUAUGCCCACAAACUAUUGCUUUGUUCAAUAAGUACUCAAAUGAAAGAAAUGUUUUUGGAAGUUCCUGACAACAUCGACCUGAUCACAAUUCACCUGCCCGACAUAGAGGGGAGAAUAUUGAAGCAUCUGUUUGAGUUCUUGUAUCAAGGCCAGCUUAGAUUAUACAGAGAUGAAUACAACAAAUUCAAAGAUCUAAUGGACUUGUUGGGCAUUGUACUUCAUCGCUCUUCUUCGAACAAGACAACAACCCAUUUUGUGCCGGAAACGGCAGUUCCCACAACUCAGGCACAGCAGCCUGUUCAGCCAAUCUAUUAUGUGCAAACACCGAGCCUCAAUAAUCAAGGCCAAAUGCAGUACAUGCUGGCCACCCAGGGUCAGAUGAUGCAGAUGCCGUCGUCUGCUGCUCCUGGACAGCUGAUGCAAGUAGCUCAGCCACAAGCACAGUCCCAGGCACCCACCACUUCCAUGGCUCAGGGACAGAUGAUGCAAAUGGCACCGACAAUCAUGACACAGGCAGGUGUCCAGAUGGUACAGGCAGCUUCAACAGGAGUGAACAAUGCAGUUCAACAAAACAACAUGGUGCAAAUGGUUCCCCAGAACAAUACUCAGGUGGUGCCAAUGGUGGCUGGCAACCAGAUGGUGCAGUGUUCCAGUCAAAUGGUUGUGCAGGGCAACCAACCAACAAUAAUCAACAACCAGAUCAACAACCAGAUGCAAGGGAAUAUUCAGAAUCAGCAGGUCACUCAACCCACGGCAAGGCCUCAGUAUGUCAUGUCUUCCUCGACCAAUCAGAUGACGACUAAUCGCACACGGACGCAGUACACACAACCACAGAUCACUCCACAGCAGAGGCUAGCAGCCAGGACCCGGACAUCUACCCAGCUCUCUGUACCCACCAGGAACAACACAGUCAACAAUGCUGGAAAAUCACUAACGGAAGAUCUUCUUGAAGUUUUUCAAGAGAACUAUUCCAACACCAAUCUGAAGAGCCCGAGCGCGCUGACUGCGAAAGAGCUCCGGGAUAUCUUGGAACCCAAAUUAGAAAGGGAUUUGACAGAAGAAGAGGGAAGUAUUGAAGAAAUUAUCAGAUCAUGGCGAGAAGACCCGGUUGAAGCUCCAUUUAACAUCAGAAAUAAAACACCUGCGUCGAAAAUUAGUAAUGAAACACCUGCAUCGAACUCUAGUAUCUUAUCAUGUACAUUGACCAGUAACAGAACACCUGCAUUGAACAUUAGUAAUGAAACGCCUGCAUUGAACAUCAGUAUCGAAACGCCUCCAUUGAGCAUUAGUAUCGAAACACCUUCAUCGAGCAUUACUAACGGAACACCUUUAUCGAGCAAUAGUAUUGAAACACCUCCUUUGAACAAAGGUAAUGCAAAACCCGCCUCUGCCAGAAAGUCGAAACGGGGGCGGAAAAAGAAAUGCAAUCUAUCAGAUGAUGAAGACGACGAGGAUUAUGUCCCGAAUAAGUCUAAUAUUAUGCAUAAGAAGUCAAAAAAGAAGUACUGAUUGUCUAGUAAAAGUGGUUAUAAUUUUGGUGAAUAAUUGGUUUAGUUGGUAGAGUGGUGGGUUUUUAAACCAUGACAGAGACCGCUUAUUGUGUGUUAGCAUUGAUUUUGUAUUAGGCAAUAAUAUUCAGAUACAAUGAGCUACCGGUAAUGAUUCCAGCCAUUUGACCUAAAAGGUCCUGGUUUUAUCCACUAUUUAAGAAAAAAGUCAAGUAAAAUAUUUAAUUGUAAUUCAAAUAAUCAUCAUAUGUAGAAACUUAAAAACUACCUCAAACAUUAUCUACCUUUUCUCUAUUAGUUGUAAUGAUGAUAGUUCAACCUCUUUUAAUUUUUAAUCUGUGCCAUCCAGACAGCUGUUGGCACUGUACAAACCAAACUAUACAAGGUGAAGUUCAUACAAUAAAUGGAUGUUAAUUUUUAGGUAUUGAUAACAGUAACGAUACCAUGGUCUCUGUCUAGCUUGAUACUCUUUGGUGUUUAGAUUCAACGUACAAUGCUACAAUAGCUCAGGGAAUGUGAGGUUUGUGUCCUCAAAAGCCUAUUAUUUUUAUUACCUAUAAAUAGUUAAAACUUGAGAAGUAAGACUCUUAGAUUUGACGAGCAAUGCUAUGUUUAAACUUAAACUGGGACCAUGAGACUUGUGUCCUUGAAUGCUUGUUAUUAUUUUUACCUUUGGAUAAGUCAAGACUAAAGACAUUAGUUUUAAAAAAAUGCUAUGUUCACACUAAGAUUUUGAGAUUUGUGUCAGUAAAUGCUUAAUAUUAUUAUUUUUAUCUUUGAAUAAGUUAAAACUUAAAACAAAAUACUCGUUGAUUCGAUGAACAAUGCUAUGGUCACACCAAGAUAGUUAGAUUUGUGUCCUUAAAUGCAUGUCAUUGUUAUUACCUGUGAAUAUUUUAGUUACAUUUUGGUUAUAACCAAGAUUUAAGUAUAGGUUAUAAAUUAGUUAAUGCAAUGAUUCGGUGAUGUACUUGUUUUAUUCUUUUAAAUGUUAAAAAAAUAUAUUUUAUUGUGUUUAAGUUGAGAACAAUACAAAAACCUUGUUAUAUAAUUUAAAACUGAAAUUUUCAUGGUUAAUAAACAUUAACUCAUUGGAAUAUAGUUUGCUAAUCCAAAAUAAGAAACAAGAGAGAUUAUUUUUCAAUUUUAGUUUCAUUGUUUGGUUGGUUAUUGUUAAUACUGUUGAAAGAUUUAUUUUUAAACUUAGGUGCUUUUUGGAAACAUUAAUAUAUUUUAUGCAUGUUGUAAUUUUAAAUUUUAAAUGUUGAACCCAGAUUAUUUAGUUCUAAAUACGUUGGUACCUACAUCUUUCUAAUAUAAUUUAUUUAUUCUAAUGCAUUAGCGAAUUUGAUUUAAAAGAUCUAUCUUUGCUGAUGUAAAAUGAAAUUGUUACACAAAAUGUAACAAGCUGUAGUACAGGCCUGCCUCUAGUGAAAUGCAAGUUACCUGCAUGUAAUGAUGUUUUGAUGUUUUUUCUGGCCAUUAUGAUGUUUUUAUGUAGACAUGAUUAUGUCAAAUUGUAGCUCAAGGUAAACCCCCCGAAAAAUUCAAUUUUAUGCUUUUCAAACACAAAGAAAGAUCCUCCUUGUUUUGUGGCAAGUACUGUAGUGUAGUUAUAUUAGUAAAAAAAAAAAAAAAAAAAUAGCCUACUGUGUUCAAAGUUUUUUGAGACAAUUGAAGAAGUGUUGAGUAUGUUUUCCCUUUUUUUAAUAACACUCAAAAAUGAUAAAAUAAAAAUAAAAUGAUUUGAUUAUUUUUUAUUUGCUCUGUAUUGUCAAAACAUUUCACAAGUAUUAGACCUUGUAAUGUGAUUAGGGUAUACCCAUAACCUCAAAAUCGAUGCGAUCGUCGUUUUAUCAGAGAUUCUUGGUAGCCUAGGUACCGUAGUCCCGGCCCCAACAACCUCGGAUAAUUGAGAGUGUACUGUAAAAUUUUUCCCAAGUAUUUUUGUAUAGGUAUUUUUGUGAUAGUGUGAGAUAUUAUGUCUGAUUAAAGGUGCUUCCUAAUAAUAGUUGUGGGGUAUAUGUAAUUUCAUGGGAUUUUGAAUGAAGCAAUUCUAUGAUUAGUGGCGAUAGAUAGGUAAUGACAUGUAGAAUUGUGUAUUACCGGGUGUUUUGUCUUAAAGUGUGUACCUUAAUUUAACUUAAAUUAUUUUUAUGUUGAAACUUGUCUUUAGUUUAACACAUACAGGGCUGGUCAUCAGUGUUACAACAAUUUUUUUGUGUAAGCACAAAUUAAAUGAAGUUUGAUGAUAAGAGGUUCCAAGUCUAAGAAUUGAUUCCCAAAUAAUUAUACUAUUUUUUUUUAUAACCAUGUGAAAUUGCUGUAUAGUGUUUAAAACAUGGUUAUUUGAGAAAAAAGUUAAAACAAUUCUUUGGGAAUCCAAUUUUUAGACUUGGAACCUCUUAUAUGCAUCAUCACACUUCAUAUAAUUUGUACUUACACCAAAAAAUAAUUCACAAAUAAAAUAACACACCAACAAAAAGUAACACUGAUGGCCAGUCCUGUAUGUCUUUAACUAAAGACAAGUUUCGACAAAACAAUAAUUUAAUGUUAAAUGAGUCAUUUUAAAAUUGUCAGAUUUAAUUUAGUGAUUAAUAAAAUUUAAAACCAAACAUUUACUGAGUAAUUUGAGGCCAGAAAGAUCUUAGUGUCAUGUCAACAAGAUAUAAAUCAAAUCUACAAAGUAAAAUAGAUUGAAAAUAUCAAAUCAACACGAGAUAUAAAUCUUUAAAUAAAGACUGAUAUGUAAAAAGUUAAAUUUUAUACAGUAGUGUUUUGGAGUUUGUUGCUCGACUCAAAUUCAACCAAUUUUAAUGAUCAAUAGCUCAAAUGAAAGCCCUUAAAUCACUAAAUAUUUUAAGGCUAGAACGAACUACAAGCGAUAAUAAGAACUGGAAAUAUAAGUAAAAUGUCAAAGUACGAAAUGUCCAUAAUAUAUGUAAGGGGAAGAGUUUUCAUUUGAAUAUAUAUUUCAAACAAAAAAUGAAAUUGAAAAACAGAUUUUGGUAUUGAAAUCAGCAUGAAAAUCUAUUUCCUAAUGAUGUGUCACAAUACUAUCAUUGCAUUAAAAAAAAAUUAUUAAUAUACAAUAUGGCGUAUACAAGAUGGCGGCCGAAAUAACCCGGCAACACUUUCAGACAAAACACCCGGUAGUACAUGUCAUUACCUAUUUAUCGCCACCAAUCAUAUAACUGCUUCAUUCAAAAUCCCACGGACUUUCCUAUAUUUACAAAUGCCACAACACUAUAGCAUGUUUAGGGUAGUUAUUUUAGCAGUACAGAUAAUUAAAAGAUUUUAGACAAAUAACCAAUAGUUUGUUCAUGAAUAACAUAUAUUUAUUGUGCCAUUUAUGCUGCUUGCUAGCAAAUUGACAGCAACAGAUCUAAUCCGGUUAUUUAAUAUUUAUUUAUUUCUUUUUGUUACUCUGUUCCGUAUCUUUAAAUGUGAAUAUAAAAACUCAAUGCAAAGUGAUAAGAGAUUCAGAGUAGACAUUACAGUAUAUUCUCUAAUGUUCAGACAUUCGAUAGUUUAAAGUUUUGACCUACGCUACACUACUUACCUUUGAAUUUUGUAUACUUAAGUAGACAUCCGUCUACAUGGAACCGCUGUAGCCUAUUUUUUUUUACAUAGUUGAAUGAGCCAGUCACAGAGUUUGCUAGUGUCAAAAAUUUUAUUUUACACCUCAUUUAUUGUUACUAAGGUAGUUGAUUUGACACCGGUGCUAAAGCUUAAAAUAAGUUACCCUAUCAGACUCUGUUUAAAAGUCUGUGUAUUCAACAGAAAUGGUUAAUUUAAAUCAACACUACCUGUCUGCUCAAUUCAACUAUCUCCAUUUUGAUUAAAGUUGAAAAAACUGACAAAAAUUUAACAGAAAUGGAGUAUCUAUCAAUAAUCAAAGGUAACUCUUUAACUCACACCUUCGGUUCUGUGGUGUCUGAACAAUGGAGAGUCUACUGUAAUUACUAGACAGGGUAGUUACAAAAGAGUCUGUAUUGUUAUUUUGUAUUACUUUAAAUGUUUGUGAGUUAGAAUAGUAUGAUAUAGGCCUAUAAUCUGUUACAUUUCUGUUUGUUUUAUGGAGAGUAGUAAAAUGGUUUAA
Molecule: messenger RNA, 6050 nt
Organism: Macrosteles quadrilineatus (aster leafhopper)
Lineage: Eukaryota; Metazoa; Arthropoda; Insecta; Hemiptera; Cicadellidae
Exons: 8
Coding region: 300-1949 (549 amino acids)
Molecular function (GO): protein binding
Source: RefSeq, a predicted model, not a curated record